GAAGUCCGGGGAGGCAGGUGGGGCCAGGGGAAAGUCCUGGCCCUGAACAUUGCUAUAGCCUGAGAACCAGGGGCCCUAGAACUGUGUGUGUUCCUGGAAGCAGAGGUGCACAGAACGUGUAGAUUUGAGUAGCACCCUGUCAUUGAAUCAAUGUGGUCAUAUUCUAAGUUUCCCCAAAUUCAUUUCAAUUUUACACCCACCACUGAGUAACUGACUCCGGGGUCGUCCUUGUGUAGUACAGUCUGAGGGACCUUCUCUCCAUCGAGGUAUCUGACAACAGAACCAAGAGCUCCUGGCACUCCAGCCGGGGUUCCUGAUGGGAUGGCUUGAAUCUCUGCCUAGGAACCAGAGUCAAAGUCUGAGGCAUAGAGUCCAGUCCCUUUGAUCUGGAGAGACAAGCCGCCAAGUCUCCUCCAAGAAGCCGAGCUCAUAGUCCUGCUAAUUCUCAGCUCUGAAGUGCUGGAGACUGAAGGCUCACCUCUAAACCACACUAUUGCCCAGCAGCGAGGACGGAUUACUGGGAAUGUCCCAGGACUGCUUGCACUGAUAAGAAACAGAACUGAGGCGACAGCAAAUCCCACUCAGCUUUGUCACACGUGCCUGUGCAGAACAAAUGAAAUGCUGGAAGAUCAUUAGUAGCAUUGAUUGGGACAAAAGCAUCAAAUAUAUUUGGAUCUAGUGCAGACCCCGGCAGCAUCCAUUAGCCGCCUUGACUGCUCCUGCGCAUGCUCCCCUCCUGCAGAGACGAUGCGGCUGCUUUGGUUUCCAGUGCUCCUGGGAUGUGUCACCGCAGGCCAAUACAUUCCUUCUCUGACUGGUGAAAAAACAACGGUUCACUCACGAGCUGGAGAGAAUGUCACCCUCAACUGCAAAGUCAAGCUACUGCCAGAGCUGCAGAUGCAGAACCUCCGGAUCCACUGGCACGUCUUCCGAGAUGGGGAGGGCUCUGUGGUGCACAGCUACUACGCUGGGGCCGACAGGCUGCAGGACCAGGCUGGGGAGUUCCAGGGUCGGACCCAUUUCUCUCUGAGAACGCUCAGCCAGGGGCGGGUUUCCCUGGGCCUCACCAAUGUGCAGCCAGCGGACAGCGGGGAGUACCGGUGCAUCGUCGUUGACACUCACUAUGUACUCAUGGGCGACGUCAUUCUCCAAGUAUCAGUGCCGUAUGAAACCCCACAGCUCAGCGUUCUUUACCGGGAUGGCAAUGAGGUUCGCUGGCAGUGCGAGGCCAGAGGCGGUUAUCCUGAGCCCGAAGUGACGUGGCACGAUGGGAAUGGAAAGCGGCUGACGCAGUCGGAGCGAACGGAAUUCCUGAGAACCAGGGAGGGAGUCUUUAUUGUGCAGAGAAACCUGACAACAAGUGUCCAUGGCGAGCGCUCCGUUUGCUGUUCUGUUCUCCACAAACUCUUACGCCAGAACACCAGCGUCUGUCACAAGCUUCCAGCUUCAGAGGCUGAGAGCUCUGAUCGCAGCCACAUUGGGGUCUAUGUCGCAGGAGCUGUGGGAAUAGCUGUGAUCCUGGGGGCUGCCCUCUGUAUUUACAAGAGGAGAGAACAAACACCUGGCAAAGGUAGCAGGAGCAUUACCGAGGGAUUUCUCCAAGGGGAGGCGAGACCAUGCACUCUUUGCGGCCACCCGCCCAGCGUGAUGGAGAUCCCCAUGCCGGCCCCCGUCUGCCUGAUCGAGAACAGCCCGGCGGGGGAGCUGCGGGUGCAGCAGGAGGCACUGCGGGUACUGGCGGAGAUCCCCCAGCCUGUGGUGGUGGUGGCCAUCGCCGGGCUGUACCGCACCGGCAAGUCUUACCUCUUGAACAAACUGGCCGGCAAGAGAACAGGGUUCUCGCUGGGCUCCCCAACCCAGUCGCACACCAAGGGCAUCUGGAUGUGGUGCCUGCCCCACCCACACAGGGCCGGCCACACCCUGGUGCUGCUGGACACCGAGGGGCUGGGUGACGUGCAGAAGGGCGACGCGAAGAACGACACGUGGAUCUUCGCACUGGCCGUGCUGCUCAGCAGCACCCUGGUCUAUAACAGCCGGGGCACCAUCGACCAGCAGGCCAUGGACCAGCUGCACUACGUGACAGAACUGAUGGAGCAUGUCAAGGUGAAGGCGACGGGUCGGGGCGGCCGGCAGGAGGGGGAAGAUUCGGCCGAGUUCGUGCGGUUCUUCCCGACCUUCGUGUGGGCCCUGCGAGAUUUCACACUACAGCUGGAGCUGGAUGGGCGGGAGAUCACCGAGGACGAGUACCUGGAGAACAGUCUGAAACUAAAGACAGGCAGCAGCCAGCAAACCCAGCUCUACAACCUGCCCCGUGAGUGCAUCCGCCAGUUCUUCCCGGCCCGGAAAUGCUUCGUCUUCGUCCCGCCAGCUGGCAGGAGGGACCUGGCCCGGCUGGAGGAGCUGCAGGAGGACGAGCUGGAGCCCGAGUUCCGGGAGCAGGUGGCCCGGUUCUGCCACCAUGUCUGGGAGACGUCGAAGCCCAAGGCCAUCCCGGGUGGCCAUGUGAUGACUGGGGCCAUGCUGGGGAACCUGGCGGUGACCUACGUGGACACCAUCCGCAGCGGGGCGGUUCCCUGCGUGGAGAGCGCGGUGCUGGCCCUGGCGCAGAUCGAGAACUCGGCGGCGGUGGUGGAGGCCGUGGCUGUCUACGAGGAGCAGCUCAGGCGGCAGGCGGCACUGCCCACGGAGACCGUGAAGGAGCUGCUGGAGCUGCACGCCCAGUGCGAGCGGGAGGCGCUGCGGGCGUUCAUGGCGCGUGCCUUCAAGGACGACGACUGCCGCUUCCAAGGGGAGCUCAUGCGCCGCCUGGAGGAGCAGAAGCAGGAGCUCUGCCGCCGGAACGAACUGGCAUCUUCGGACCGCUGCACGGCUGCCCUGCAGGAGCUGUGGGACGAGCUGGAUAACCGGAUCGGCCAGGGGGUCUAUUCAGUGCCUGGGAGCUACCAGUGCUUCCUGGACGACCGGCAGCGGAUGGUGGAGAGAUACUGGCAGGUGCCAGGGAAGGGGGUAAAGGCCGACGAGGUGCUGCAGAAGUUCCUCAAGUCCAAGGAGGUCGCGGCCCAGUCCAUCCUGCAGAUGGACGUGGUCCUGACGGAGAAGGAGAAGGAGAUGGCAGCCCAGCGAGCCCGGGCCGAGGCGGCCGAGCGGGAGCGGCAGGUCCUGCAGCAGAAGGAGGCUGAGCUGCAGCAGAAGCGGGAGGACCAGGAAUGCAGCUACCAGGAGCACGUGCGGCAGCUGAAGGAGAAGCUGGACGGCGAGAGGAAGAAGCUGCUGGAGGAGCAGCACAAGAUGGUGGAUCAGAAACUCAAGGAGCUGAAGGACCUGAGGAGGGAGGGGCUCCGGGAGAAGGCUGGACACAUGGAGAACGAGAUCUCGUGCCUGCAGCAGCAGAUCAAGGAGAUCCGGAACCGGUCAUGGAUUGAACCGGCCCUGGCGAAGCUGAUCGAGGUGGCCCUCCCCCCUGCUAGCCGGCUUCAUCAGCAAGGCCACCGAGGUCGUCACCAACUUUGUCCGGAACCUGUUCCGAUGGGGUCCCUGGCCUCCCGCUCGCCUCUCUACCCCAGUGCCCUGUUCACCCGCGGAACCCCCCGUAACGAUGCUGGUUCUGGCGGGACCCAACGGAGAGUGCCGAUUCAGGACAAAUUGCUCAGAGCAGGGCAGUUACAGCCCAAGGCUGGGGUUUUUCCACCUCUAAGGCAAACCAAACCAGCCAGCCAGAGAAAACUUGGGCAGAGGGAUAGCUCGGUGGUUUGA
Molecule: messenger RNA, 3753 nt
Organism: Chrysemys picta bellii (western painted turtle)
Lineage: Eukaryota; Metazoa; Chordata; Testudines; Emydidae
Source: RefSeq, a predicted model, not a curated record